Messenger RNA from Cannabis sativa, 2671 nucleotides. RefSeq names its product cytochrome P450 724B1. Lineage: Eukaryota; Viridiplantae; Streptophyta; Magnoliopsida; Rosales; Cannabaceae. Gene Ontology annotation, molecular function: oxidoreductase activity, acting on paired donors, with incorporation or reduction of molecular oxygen; iron ion binding; heme binding. The transcript has 9 exons. The record is from RefSeq and is a predicted model, not a curated record. Bases 239 to 1669 code for a protein of 476 amino acids. Gene Ontology annotation, biological process: sterol metabolic process.
UUAAUGUAUUUACUCUGUACUAUAUAAAAUCUUUCCUUCUGUCUUUAUGUAUAAAUAUGUUGUACUUGUAAUUACAAUGCACAUACUAAAGUAAACUACGCCAUUCAACGAAAGCUUUUCUGCUUUCCUUCUUUUUCUUUCUCUCUUUCAAGUCUGGGGUGGUGGUGUACUGGUGUGUGUGUAUAUAUAUAUAUAUAUAUUCAUAUUAUAUACACUGUUGCUCUCCAUUAUCUUGUUCAUGGGUAUAACUGAGUUUUGGUUUAGUGUUGUGGUAAUAGGCCUUUUGAGUUGUGUUUUGGGUGCCAUCUGGAACCAUUUCUCACCCUUGUUCUUUCAGACAUGCUCUGUCCCUAAAGGGUCUUUUGGGUGGCCUUUGGUGGGAGAAACAAUUGGUUUCUUGAAGCCACACUCUUCUAAUUCUAUUGGCAACUUUCUUGAAGACCAUUGUUCAAGGUACGGAAAAGUGUUCACAUCCCAUUUGUUCCUUUCACCAACGGUUGUGUCAUGUGAUGAAGAGCUGAACUAUUUUAUUCUUCAGAAUGAAGGCAAACUGUUUGAGUGUAGUUAUCCAAAAUCCAUCCAUGGAAUUUUAGGCCAGUUCUCCAUGUUGGUAACUGCUGGUGACACUCACAAGAGGCUCAGAAAUGUGGCUCUCUCCCUUGUCUCCAUAACCAAAUCCAAGCCUGAGUUUCUCAACGACAUUCAGACAACGGCUAUUGGUAUUCUUCAUUCCUGGAAACACAAACGACAUGUCGCUUUCUCUGAGGAAGCCAGAAAGUUCACACUCAAUGUGAUUAUAAAACAAGUGCUUGGUUUGACCCCAGAAGAUUCAAAGACAACAAAAAUUCUUGAAGAUUUUCGCACUUUCAUGAAAGGGCUCAUAUCACCUCCUCUCUAUAUUCCUGGAACUCCUUAUGCAAAAGCUGUUAAGGCUAGACAUAGGAUAUCUUCAACUGUCAAAGCAAUUAUAAAGGAAAGAAGAGCAAGUUCUUAUGAUGAUAGUUCUAUGAAAAGGAAGAGUGAUUUCCUUGAGAUACUUCUAACUGUUGAUACCUUAUCUGAAGAUGAAAAAGUGAGCUUUGUUUUGGAUUCUCUUUUGGGUGGCUAUGAGACCACCUCUCUCUUAUUAGCUAUGGUUGUUUAUUUUCUUGCUCAAUCACCUUCUGCAUUAGAACAACUAAAGGUAGAGCAUGACAGUAUUAGGAGCAUGAAGCAGAAAGAUGAGCAUUUGAACUGGGAAGACUACAGAAGAAUGGAUUUCACCCAGAAAGUCAUAAAUGAAGCUCUUCGAUUGGGAAAUAUUGUAAAAUUUGUGCACCGAAAGGCCAUAAAAGAUGUCAGAUAUAAAGAUUACCUAAUUCCCUCAGGGUGGAAGGUCCUACCUAUAUUUAGUGCAGUUCACUUAGACUCUUCUCUCCAUUCAAAUGCUCUUAAGUUUGAUCCCAACAGAUGGGAGAGCCAAAAUCAAGUAUCCAAAAGAUAUACUCCCUUUGGGGGAGGGCCUAGAUGUUGUCCUGGUUCUGAACUUGGUAGGCUUGAAGUGGCAUUUUUCCUUCAUCACCUUGUGCAAAAUUUCAGGUGGAAAGUUGAAGAUGAUGAACAACCUACAGCCUAUCCAUAUGUAGAAUUUAAGAAAGAGCUGGUCUUAUAUUUGGAAAGUUGCUCAUAAUUUGGUCAAUUAGUGGAUUUUAAGAUCUUAUUUGGUAGUUUGAGGUGGAAAAAAUUACCAGUUCGAGAGUUUGACUAAAAAAGGGGCAUAUUGGACUAAAUAAAACUCACACAGUUCAGAAAUCAGAAGCCACAGAGCAGCAGAUCAUUUCUCUUUUCCUUCUUCGACCACAGCUCACCCUGGUCAAGAAUUAGGCACCCACCUCAAUAUUCUUGGGCAGAAGGAAGGAACAAGAUUUUAAUUUCCAUUACACAAUACACAGUGAUAGGCUGUUUAAUGUUUGGUUUCUGUAUACGUUUCUUCUUGUAAAUGUUUUUUUUCCCUACUUAUAUUCUUUUUUUUUAUCAAAAGCUGAAGUUGUGUGGUAUCAAGGGAUUGGGAAUAAAGAGUCUGCUUCUGAGUUUCCUUUCUAAGUUUAACAUUCAGACUCCAAAGCCAUAGCAUAGGUUGGCUUUUAGGAAUUAUUAAGAGCCGUUUGUUUCUUUUUCUUUUGGGUUUCAUCUCAUGAUUUUUUUAUAUUAUUAUUAUUUCAAAGGCUCUAUUGCCCCUUAAAGUGUAAUGAGCACUAUGAAACAAUGUACAAGUCUCUUUAAAUUAGAGACACUUGACAAUAUUGGAAGAAUACAUAGAAGAAGAGAAAAAGUAUUGCUAAAUUAUAAGCAACUAAUAUUUCUUUCCACUUUCACCAAUCAUUAUUCUUAAGUUGAAUCAGCCUAAAAGUAAGCAUUUUUGAAGAAUAAGAACAUGCAAUUAGCUGCCCAAAAUGGCAUAUUUGUUUUAGGCUUCCUUCACCACAAUAGGACUCCUAACAUGGUGCUUACCAUCAGACCAUAUCAAUUCUCCAAACGCAUAAUCCUUGGCUGCCUUAAGUUUUUUGAGCAUGAGAGUGACUUUAAACUUCUUCUCUUCACCAACCCUCUUGAACUUCAAGCUUUCUGGCUUAACAGAAACUACUACUCCGGUGGGGUUUUUGAUUUUCGCUCUGUAAGUUCCUGGUGUGCC